AUGCGGUACCUUUUGACGACCCAGAGCCAGAACUGCUACAGAGAGCAGAUCAAGAAGGAGAUGUUGACCCGUCUGGCCUGGAAGAGACGCUAUGCUGAUCUUUAUCCCUCCUGCAAUGAACACCCACGCACCAGAACAGGAAAAACACAGCUUCCACAUCUACCUGCAGAAGAGAGGUGAGCUGACGUUUCAUGUGUCGGUUGAAUUUGAUCCAUUUACAAAAAAAGAGAUUUUUCUUUUUUUUUCUGGAUAAAUCGCUCCAGAAAGUUUUAUUGGAGAUGAAGGUAAACCUUAAAGAUGUUGAUCAGUGUUAUAUUUCUUUUUGAUUACAAAAUAACAAAUGUCAGUUUAUUGAAUCCUCAUUUUUGUUAAAUCCUGUAAAUACGUGACUCUUCAUAUUAAAACUGACUAAUAUUCUUUUAAAACAUCAGACUUGUGCUCCCUGCUGUAUCCAGAACACCAGAGAAGAUGAGCGAUCCUCCACCUCCUCCUCCUCCUGUCGUCCCCUCAGAGGAGGAACAGCGGCUCAGCGCUCCCCCCCUGAUGAGACCAGUUUCUCCAAAGUCCAGAAACACUCUCUAUCAGGACUCCUCCCACCAUGUGUGAACCUCUGAUUUUAACUGUCCUGCUCUUUUUCUUCUCACGAUUUACAUCAUUAAAAAAUAGUCAUUGCUUCAUACUUCCAAACUUCUGUCCACAUACAGAACAUUAAUGAUGUUUUAAAUAAAUAUCUCUUACAGGGGAAAGGACGCCGUCUGUACCUGCAGAGACGAGGACAGAUCAAACCUGAGGAGAGGUUUGACUUCCCUGUCCUCUCGUCCUGGGAGUACGGGUGGAGGCUGGGUAAGAUCAGGACACUGUAGUUAUAAUCUCCAUCUGUUAGACCACAAACUCGAAUUUUUCCUCACAGCAUGGAGUUCUAUAAGGGGAAAAUACAAAUAUUUCCUUUUUUUAAUGUUAGUUUUAUGAUGUUGCAUGAAAAAUAAAAAGUUUGACUUAUGAUCUGUGUGGAACUGAAAAAGAUGGCAAAAGAGUUUGUCCUUUUAAGACCUCCUGACAACCUCCAUGAUACGCCAACUCUACUAAUCGAAAUUCAUAAUAACUCAUAAAAAACUGUCCGAGUCAGGGCAACUCACGAGGGUUGGGUGUGAGUCGAUGUGAGCACACUUGUCCUGCAUCCCAAAGUAUUCUGUUGACAUGUUCUCGGUCCUUCAGCUCAGUCUUUAAUCGAACCAGAAGUAGUUUUGGGUCUGUCUUCUCAGGGAGCAUCCUGAAGCUCUGGACGCUGAGGAGAGAGAAGGGAAAUCAGAUGGUUGAUGAUUUAAGUGAAAAUAGAGAAAACUUCACAGAGAUCAAAGUCUAAUCACAUCAAACACUUGUUACAUCUAUGUUCAUUUUAAUUGAGUUGAGGACUUGAGCACAAACCAGUCUUACAAUAACUAGAUGUCAACAUGUUCUGUGUGAUAAAUUUCUACAGUUUGUCCACAGCUCCAUAAGCUUUGCUGGAGGAGGCGGGAUUUAUGACCUGUACUGCAGCCUGCCAACAGAGGGUGCUGUUCUCCCAGCAAGGAGGCAGACUCUGUCCAUUCUUUAUACAGUCUAUGGUCCAUUCCCAUGUCUACUUCUGUAAAACUUGUCACCUUAAAAAUUUCUUUGAACAUGAUAAUAUGUUAUUUUAAAAAUCCUCCUUACGAUUGAUUCGAGAAAUGAGUCAUUCAGAUCGAAAUUGACUCUUUUGACUCUUGGAGGAAACUCUUUUAGAGAUCUUUAUAUCUGUCCAAAUUUGACUUUUUUAUGAGUCUAGUGUUUCUGUAGCUGUUUUAAACCAGACUUGGUCUGAAUUUAUUGGAGCCAGCCUCCUUCCUGCAUGUUUUACAGAGCAGCUCUUUUCUCUCCACAUUGACAUUUUCUCCCUGUAUUCACAGGUGACUACACUCUCAAUUACAAGACUCCGUCCCGAGCCAAGUUCUCUGUAGUGAAGAACACUUUCUACGCCAGGAACGGGGUUUUCAGCAGCCCCACAGCCACAGACAUGCUGGGCUGA
This is a messenger RNA of Xyrichtys novacula (pearly razorfish), 2044 nucleotides long. The record is from the annotation of a GenBank genome assembly. NCBI's taxonomy places the organism in Eukaryota, Metazoa, Chordata, Actinopteri, Labriformes, Labridae.